AUGCCUCAUCAGAUUGUGGAUGAACCGGAGACUACACAGGACAAUAAGUUCGAACCAAAAGCAACCCAGACUAUAAACACCACUGAAGAGUCCAACACAAUGGCCCAUAAUGUCAUUAUCGUUGACCCAGAAUCCUCUGCCAAUAUGACAGACAACCCAUCAAACCAAGCCGAUAUCUCUGGACCCGACGUCUCUAAGUUGAAGACACCAGAUAUCGCCACAGCUGGAUCAGAUGUCUCGUUCGACGACACAAUGUCGACAAGAUCAAGAUCCUCCAGCUCCAGUCUCGGGACCGAGAUGACAGGUCCUCCCACAACAGAUGAGAAAACAGAAGACUCGACUGAAACCAAAGUCUCUGAGACAUCUGAAAGAAUUCUGGACGUCAUCCUAGAAUACUCUCUCAACAAGUUUGACAGCACCGCCGAACUACACAACAAAGGCAGACCCAAAUUUCUCGCCAUCAUCUCGCGUUUUGUCAGUACAAGACAAAAAGUGGUUAUGUGUUUGCCAGCAUUCCCGUUCAAGUCGGCGAACAAGGUUGAAAAGGUGCUGGGUAACCUUCCCGACAAGGCUGAAGAAGUAUCACUCUCCAGACUGAACACCAUGUGUGCCACCAUCGGCAAUUUCUACGAGCCGGGUGCCCAGUUGACUAUCAUCUCAGAUGGCCUCGUUUACAAUGACCUACUAGGCAUCACCGACCUCGAGACGUGGCGCUAUGGUUCAGCGCUACGAGCCAUGGCUGAGCGUAAAGGCUUCUCCAAUCUCGCAUUCUCCCGUCUUCAGGAUUUGGUCGCAGUGAAGAACCUACCCAACGACCUCAAUGAACUCACUUACGUUGCCAACGCGACCAACUUCCGCCGUACCCUGUUCAACAAGUACGGCCGAGAUGGCGAUCUCGACAUUGACCACGAAAUUGCCACGAAUAUGGACACGCUUGGGACAUACAAAGGGUAUUGUCGCUUCCUCAAGUCAGACUUGCAGCACAUCUAUGGCCCGGCCAAGAGUUCGGCAAAGUACAGGAAGGAUGUGAAGUAUCUCGCUAAGCAGCUCUUGAUCAGAGGAUAUGCCUUUGCAGGAGCAGUCAAAGCACGCUUCCCUGAGCAUUUGCGUCUGAGUAUCCAUCAGUCUACAGGAGAGCACAAGAUUUCAAUCAGCUUGCUCAACACCAAAAGUGGUUUCACGACGCCGUGGCAUUGCAGCGUUGCGUUGAUGGAAGACGGAGAAUGGCUCAGCGGUCUUGCGAUCGACUUCAAGGCCGACAGACUCUUGGAACUCGUCGAGGAGGAUGGAAGGCCGAGUUACUUCAAGGAGGUCGCUCGUCAGCGACCGUACCUGACGGAGAGCGCGAAGCCACGCGUAGUUGUCAAACAGGAACCACAGGCCCAUAGACAAAGGAUACGUGCAUGA
Messenger RNA from Fusarium poae, 1407 nucleotides. RefSeq lists its product as uncharacterized. The coding region runs from base 1 to 1407 and encodes 468 amino acids. Lineage: Eukaryota; Fungi; Ascomycota; Sordariomycetes; Hypocreales; Nectriaceae. The transcript is spliced from 3 exons. The record is from RefSeq and is a predicted model, not a curated record.